UCCAACGUCGCACAUGCGUUGGGCAAAAUCGGUCUUUUUCCGGUUGGAUCUAACUGAUCCACAGCAAUUCUUUUUAUUUCUAGUGAAAUCCAUCUACAUCCAAAAUGGUGAAUUUCAGUAUUGAUGAGGUCCGAGCAUGUAUGGACAAAAAAAAGAACAUCCGGAACAUGUCCGUGAUUGCUCACGUCGACCAUGGAAAAUCUACUCUCACUGACUCCCUGGUGUCCAAGGCCGGUAUUAUUGCCGCCUCCAAGGCCGGUGAGACCAGAGCCACCGAUACCAGAAAGGACGAACAGGAGAGAUGUAUCACCAUCAAAUCUACCGCCAUCUCCAUGUACUUCGAGAUGUUGGCCAAGGAUAUUGCCUUCAUCAAGCAAGAGAAGGAAGAUACCCCUGGAUUCUUGAUUAAUUUGAUCGACUCUCCCGGUCACGUUGAUUUCUCCAGCGAGGUCACCGCUGCUCUGCGUGUUACUGACGGAGCUCUUGUCGUCGUCGACUGUGUCUCAGGUGUGUGUGUCCAAACCGAGACUGUACUCAGACAAGCUAUUGCUGAGAGGAUUCGUCCCGUUCUUUUCAUGAACAAAAUGGACAGAGCUCUUCUCGAGCUUCAGCUUGGACAGGAGGAACUCUACCAGACCUUCCAGAGGAUUGUUGAGAACGUCAACGUCAUUGUUGCCACCUACUGUGACGACGAUGGACCUAUGGGAGUUGUCCGUGUGGAUGUCAACAACGGUUCCGUUGGAUUCGGAUCUGGGCUCCAUGGAUGGGCUUUCACCCUUAAGCAGUUCGCUGAGAUGUAUGCUAGCAAGUUCGGAGUUGAUGUUGACAAAAUGAUGAAGAAGCUUUGGGGAGAGAAUUUCUUCAACUCCAAGACAAAGAAGUGGAGCAAGACCAAGGACGAGGACAACAAGAGAUCCUUCUGCAUGUACGUAUUGGACCCCAUCUACAUGGUGUUCGACGCCAUCAUGAACUUCAAGAAGGAGGAGACAGCCAAGCUGUUGACCAAGCUUACCACCACCGAGGGCAAGGCUGUUAAAGAUAUCCUGAAGGUUGAUGAGCUUGAGCUUGAAGGAAAGCCUCUGAUGAAGGCUGUUAUGAGGAACUGGCUUCCUGCUGGAGAAGCUAUGUUCCAGAUGAUAGUAAUUCAUCUUCCCUCUCCUGUUACCGCACAGAAAUACAGAGCUGAGAUGCUGUACGAGGGACCUGCUGAUGACGCAUGCUGCAUGGGGAUUAAGAACUGUGACGCUAAUGCUCCUUUGAUGAUGUACAUCUCCAAGAUGGUGCCCACCUCUGACAAGGGACGUUUCUACGCAUUCGGUCGUGUGUUCUCUGGCAAGAUUAGUACUGGUAUGAAGGCUAGAAUUAUGGGACCCAACUAUGUUCCCGGCAAAAAGGACGAUCUAUACGAGAAGACUAUCCAGAGAACUAUCCUUAUGAUGGGAGGCAAGGUUGAAGCCAUCGAAGAUGUCCCUGCUGGAAACAUCUGUGGACUGGUCGGAGUUGAUCAGUUCCUCGUCAAGACCGGAACCAUCACCACCUCCAAGGAGGCCCACAACAUGAAGCAGAUGAAGUUCUCUGUCUCUCCCGUCGUCAGAGUUGCUGUUGAGCCCAAGAAUCCCGCUGAUCUGCCCAAGCUGGUCGAAGGAUUGAAGAGAUUGGCCAAGUCUGAUCCUAUGGUCCAAUGUAUGAUUGAGGAGUCUGGAGAGCAUAUUAUUGCUGGAGCUGGAGAACUCCAUCUUGAGAUCUGCCUCAAGGAUCUGGAAGAGGAUCACGCUCAGAUCCCUCUCAAGAAGUCCGACCCCGUGGUUUCCUACAGGUGUCCUGAGAACGCCGUUGGAGGAAUCUACGGAGUGCUGAACAGAAGGAGAGGACACGUAUUCGAGGAGGCUCAGACUCCCGGAACCCCUAUGUUCGUCGUCAAGGCUUACCUACCUGUCAACGAAUCCUUCGGUAAGGAUGGUUUUAUUCAACUAAACACACCUUUUACAUUUUUUUAUUUCCAGGGUGAGGUUAACCCCAGAGACGACUUCAAGAUCCGUGGAAGAUAUCUUGCCGACAAAUACGAUUACGAUAUCACUGAAGCCAGAAAGAUCUGGUGCUUCGGUCCCGACACCAAUGGACCCAACAUCCUUGUCGAUUGUACCAAGGGAGUCCAGUACCUCAACGAGAUUAAGGAUUCCGUCGUUGCUGGAUUCCAGUGGGCCAGUAAGGAGGGAGUUCUCUGCGACGAGAACUUAAGAGCAGUCAGGUUUAACAUUUAUGACGUUACCCUUCACGCUGAUGCUCUUCAUGCUGACGCUAUUCACAGGGGUGGUGGUCAGAUUAUCCCAACCUCAAGAAGAGUUAUUUACGCUUCCAUGUUGACCGCCAAGCCCGCAAUGAUGGAACCUGUUUAUCAAGUUGAAAUUCAGUGUCCUGAGAACGCCGUUGGAGGAAUCUACGGAGUGCUGAACAGAAGGAGAGGACACGUAUUCGAGGAGGCUCAGACUCCCGGAACCCCUAUGUUCGUCGUCAAGGCUUACCUACCUGUCAACGAAUCCUUCGGAUUUACCGCCGAUCUUCGCUCCAACACCGGUGGACAGGCCUUCCCUCAGUGCGUAUUUGAUCACUGGCAGAUUAUGCCCGGAGAUCCCCUUGAGGUUGGAAGCAAGGUGAACCUUAUUGUUGAGGCCUGCAAGGUGAGGAAGGGAUUGAAACCUGGAAACCCAUCUCUUGACAACUACUACGACAAACUAUAAUCUGCUGUCAGCGCAAAAAUUUAGGAUAAUUUGAUUUUGCGUUUAAACCCCGAACCUUCGGGGUUAAUUAUUUUUCUAAUUAUUUGUACAAUACAAGAAACUACGGAUAUUUGCCCUGACAAGCCGUUUAUUGAAAAUAUAUUCCAUCGUAUGUAAAUUGUUGCGGUGAUGCUCCAAUAAAGCUUAAAAUAUAUACAUUCUUUGUCGUCAAA
Molecule: messenger RNA, 2950 nt
Organism: Eurytemora carolleeae
Lineage: Eukaryota; Metazoa; Arthropoda; Copepoda; Calanoida; Temoridae
Gene: eEF2
Product: elongation factor 2
Exons: 14
Coding region: 105-2738 (877 amino acids)
Biological process (GO): translational elongation
Cellular component (GO): cytosol; ribonucleoprotein complex
Molecular function (GO): translation elongation factor activity; GTP binding; ribosome binding
Source: RefSeq, a predicted model, not a curated record